Messenger RNA from Emiliania huxleyi CCMP1516, 1488 nucleotides. RefSeq lists its product as hypothetical. Lineage: Eukaryota; Haptophyta; Isochrysidales; Noelaerhabdaceae. The record is from RefSeq and is a predicted model, not a curated record. Gene Ontology annotation, molecular function: nucleotide binding. The transcript has 5 exons. The coding region runs from base 118 to 1311 and encodes 397 amino acids.
CUCAAAACGGUCUGGUCCCGCUGUACGACAGACAAGGCGAAACAUUUCGUGUCGAAACACCUCUCCGCCGCGCUCGACUAUAGUCUAGGUCACACACGUGUGUGUGUGUGUGUGUGUAUGUUGCUCUCACUCCUCCUCGUCGCCGCGAGCAACGACGACGCGGCGUGCGCAGCGGGGCGUCCCAUCCGCUGGGGCAUCAUGGGCUCCGGCCUCAUCUCUUCUGACUUUGUUGGCGCGCUGAAGGCGCUGCCUGCAGAUGAGGCAAAGGUCAUCGCCGUCGGAGCGCGGUCGCUCGAGGCGGCGCAGGCCUUCGCGACGUCGCUCGGCGUUCCCAAGGCGCACGCGGGGUACGAGGCGCUCGCAAACGACCCGGAUGUGGACGUGGUGUACGUGGGCACAGUCGCCCAAACACAUGCAGACUGCGCGCGGAUCGCGCUGGCCGCGGGCAAGCCGGUGCUCGUCGAGAAGCCGCUGGCGAUGAACGGAGAGGAGGCGGCCGAACUGGUCGCCUUGGCCAAGUCGCGCGGCCUCUUCCUGCUCGAAGGCAUGUGGACCCGCUUCUUCCCGGCAGUGGUCAAGGCGCGUGAGCUGCUGGAGGCGGGCGCCAUCGGCGAGGUUGUCGCGGUGAGCGCUGACUUUGGCUGGCCAGCUGACCCGGACGGCGAGCACGGGCGGACGGUGGACCCGGUCUCGGGCGGUGUGGGCAUGGACGUGGCGAUGUACCCGGUGGCUCACGUGCUGCUUGCGGCGGGCGCUACGCCGCCCGCGAGCGUCGUCGCGACGGGCAGCACCAGGCCGGCGGCGGGCGGCGGGCGGGUGGACUGGUCGGUGGCGGCCGGGCUGAGCGGGUUCGGCGACCGUCCCGCCCUGUCCGCCACCGUGCUCUGCACGCUCGACGCUUCGACGCCCGAGGAGGUCGUCUACACCGGCAAGAAAGGGACGCUGCGGCUGCACCGGCCUGCGCACACGCCGAGCAGGCUCACUCUCUCCAUCGCGGAAGGACGAGAAGCGUCGACCGAUGAGACGCUCGAGUUCGCACUACCGCCCGUCCCCGCGGGCGCGCUCCCCUUCAACUACCCCGGCUCGCAAGGCUUUGUGUACGAGGCGGCCGCGGUCAACCGGGCGCUGCGCGAGGGCAGGCUCGAGGCCGAGGAGUGGACGCACGCGGAGAGCGUCACCACGCAGCGGAUCGUGGACCAGCUGCGCAGCUCCGUCGUCCGGGCGGGCGGCGGCAAGCGGGAGGCGCGGGGCAGGUGGUGGGACCUGCGGACGUGGGGCUGGCGGGCGAGGCGGGAGGGAGCCACAGAGUGAAUUGGAGAUAGAAGCGCGCCGGCGUGUGGAGCGAGACAGCUCGCGCUCACACAUAUAGCGAACACUCACCAGGAGACCAGCCCCGGCCAGCGAACUCUACAUGCACAUGCGAUGUACACGGCAAAGUACCGCCGUACUACUAGUCGAUGUGCUGCACGAAUGGUUGCAGGUGUGAAU